This is a messenger RNA of Parastagonospora nodorum SN15, 672 nucleotides long. RefSeq lists its product as hypothetical. The transcript has 2 exons. NCBI's taxonomy places the organism in Eukaryota, Fungi, Ascomycota, Dothideomycetes, Pleosporales, Phaeosphaeriaceae. The record is from RefSeq and is a predicted model, not a curated record. The coding region runs from base 1 to 672 and encodes 223 amino acids.
AUGUCACUUGUAGACGAGGGUGAAGGUGCAGGUGUAGUGUUGGAUGAAGACUCGUCGCUGCUUGACGCAACAUUGCUUGUCGGCAUCACCGACGGGGUGCUCGAAUGCAUAUCCGCAGAAGAAGUCGCUGUGGCUGCGUUAUCUAAAAUUGUUGGAGAUAAAGUACUUAAUGGGUCUAGCAUGGAGCUGAAUAGCGCCGACGAGUCUGGUGUGGUCUCUGAGCCCUCAGUAAUCAGGCUGGAGGAUGGCUCCACAGAACUAGCCUUGCUGAUAGAGGAAGUCGGUGUGAUAGACGAUACUUCUGUCGUAGAUACAACCAAGGAUGUGAAUAGAUCUAGCAGUAUUACUGUUGAUGAGCUGAUCGUAGCCGAAGAUGGCACCGGCGCAGAGGUGCUUGUGCUUGGUGUGAUGGCGAAAGAAGACAAGACGGAUAGCAAGAUCGCGCUCUGCGAUACGGACAUUGAGGGACCUGCUACUGAAAAUGACUGGAUGAUUGUGGUAAUGGUCAUGGUCACAGCUGAUUCAGCCAAUGUCGAACCUUCGUCUGACCAAGUCUUUGUCGAGCUUAUGGCAGACGAAGUGUCGGCUGAAGCUCGCGACAACGACAUUCCUGUUGAACUCGAUGAGCUUGUUGAAGACUUAAUCUUUGCGGACGAAAGAGUCGAGCUUUGA